This is a messenger RNA of Rotaria sp. Silwood2, 1116 nucleotides long. The record is from the annotation of a GenBank genome assembly. Lineage: Eukaryota; Metazoa; Rotifera; Eurotatoria; Philodinida; Philodinidae.
AUGGUUUCUGCAUUUAUUCCUCGAACAGAAAAUGUUAUUGGAUAUUCACUUUCAUAUGUUAAAUUCACGCAUUUGGUGAAAAAGUAUCCAAAUACUCUUAAAUGUCGAUGUUCGAAAAUUGGGAUUGCGUAUGAAACCUUUGUGAAAGUUCAUGUCAAUUUUCAUCAAGUAUGUUCAAGUCAAUUUAUCAAACAAGAUUGGAUUGAUUCUAUAUCUGUGGAAAGAAAUACGAUGUCAUCAACUACAUCGGAUAUUCGAUCAUAUUUUAGUUUCUUUUGGCAAGUAAUUGAAGGCUUUUGCGUUGUUAGUAAGAGUACAUGGAUAGAUGCCAUAGCAAAUUUUAAUGCAUCACGUGUUCUCACUCCGAUGGCAGUUGCUGAAGAAGUUCUUCGUAGUCAAGCUCAAGAAGAUCUUAGAAAUCAUAUUUCUAUAGCUCAAACAAAUAUGGCUCAGAGUUUACUUGCUCUUCGACGAACAACAGCUGGAAAUCAAUUUGUAUCUGGAUUGGGAACCAACUUUUAUCUUCAUUAUUGGUCAUCAAGCUUGGAAUACUGGAAUAAUCCGAAAAUGUCACCUGUAGUAUUCAACAAUUGCUCCUGUUUGAAUAUUAACGGAUGUCCACGUCCAAUUUUCAUCAGUACGAGUGAAGAUCAAUCAGUAGCCGUUCCAGGAAUGAUAAUCGAUUGUUUAAUUGUUGAUGCAACGCUAGCUUCUACACUAGAAUGUUACUAUGAUCCAACAUGUUUUCGUCUUUUACAUAAUGAAUCAACUGCAACAGUAAACUUAUUAUUAAAAGACUCAAAUAAAUAUUUUCAAGUGAAUUCUACUAUACAAAAUCUCCUCGAUUAUUUAAUGAUUGAUGAGUUGAAUACUGAAAUUAUGUUCGAUAAAUUUUAUGAACAAUGCAACCCUGCUUAUUGCAUGUACUCAUAUACACAUCAUUUUUCUACAUUGUUCAUUAUUACAACAAUAAUUGGUAUUUUUGGCGCAUUAUCUUUUAUUUUGCGUCUUCUGGCGCCAUUUCUUGCACAUGUAAUUAUUCAUUGGAAAACCAGAGGCGCUUCAAAUGAAUGUAUUACAGAGAAUGCCACGAAUUCGGCAUCUAGACGUAAGUGA